CUGUAUACUACCUACAUGUACAACUCUUCCGACUGUCAGAGUGAAGUUACGAACACGGAAUGAUCGAGGCUGCUGUCCCAGCCUGCACACAUCACCAGUGCACUGGCACUGGCCACACUGUUCUCCUGUGUGCUGGAAUGACAUUUUUGUGAUCCGUUCCCUGUCUGCUGCGGUGAGGCUCUGGCUUAAUAUAGACAGCAAUGAAGCGAGUAAGAAGUCAGAUGUGUUAGCCUGGUGUGAACUAGUCACGUUUUUAGGCUGUCCAGCUUCUCUUGUUGACACUACUUGUUGAUUAACAGCCAGAGAUUCUCAGGAAAGAUAGACUACACUUGUAUGUCAUAUAAUUCUGCCCCAGAUGUUUCUCAGUGCUUAUGCUGAAGUUCAAGUUAACUGUACCAGUUGGGUUGUCUUUAGCUGUUUGAAACAAGUUAUUUCCAUGGACGUCAGUGCUAUGAAUUUAACAGAAAGGUGGGAGAGGUUUAUCAUUGUCUGAUAUAAAUACUUACAGACUUUUAAGGAACUAUUGGUGGGAUUACCCUGUUCUUCAGGGAAAGUCUGAUAAAUCAGAAAGCCUUUGACUUCCUUGUGUGGGCAAUUAAACAAGGAAGUAGAUGCUAUUAAGCUAGCAGGUAUUAGUGACUAGAUGUUAACGUUCCCAUUGUAUGACUUUACUGUGAUAUGGUACCAGGAUACUUUGUGACCAAAAAAAUAAAAUAAUAUUUACAUGGUGAUUGACAGUGAGGAUUGCUAAUAUGCGACAGUGCAUUAAGGGUAGAAGAAAGGAAAGCAAAGAAGUUUUGUUUUGUAACGUAUGCCAAUGGUUCAUGGAGAAAAUGAGGAAACAAAGUUGGUAAAGUUUUUUUCAGUAAUUUGUCUAUGCCAGUGGUUCAUGGAGAAAACAAGAGAAAACAAAGUGAUGUUUUGUGCAGUGAUCUAUCUAUGCCAGUGCUUCUUGGAGAAAACGAGAAAGCAAAGUCAGUGAAGUUUUAUGCAGUGAUCUUUACAUGUCAGUGGUUCAGGAAGAAAACAAGGAAAGUAAGUCAGUAAAGUUUUGUGCUGUGAUCUGUUUAUGCCAAUGGUUCAUGGAGAAAACGGGGGCAUGCUGGAGAUGGAGAGGAAUUCCAUCACAGCCGAUGAGUCGCUGAUAGCCAAUCGUACUUUGUGGCUGCGGCAUGAACAGGUGGUCUACAUGCAGGCCAUGAAGCUUAAGCGGCAGCUGUACCACAAUCGGCAUGUCACGGCGGUGCAGGAGCAAUUAGUGCCGUCGCACCAGCUUGUCUCCGUCAUGGCCGAGCAGCAGCAGGAGAUGACCGCCAUGCAGAACCGCAUUCCCGCCUCUUUUCGUGAUCCAUGUGCUGCACCAUUGCGCAAACUCAGCGUAGAUCUCAUCAAGACGUACAAACAUAUCAAUGAGGUGUACUAUGCAAAGAAAAAACGACGGGCUCAGGUGGCCCAAGGGGACGAGUCUGGUCAUAAGAAGGGGCGUUCCAAUGUUCAGGUGUAUAAUGAUGGCUAUGAUGACGCUAAUCAUGAUUACAUUGUCAACACUGGUGAGAAAUGGAUGGACAGAUAUGAGAUUGACUCACUUAUUGGAAAAGGCUCAUUUGGACAGGUGGUUAAAGCAUUUGACCGCAUGGACCAAGAGCAAGUGGCCAUUAAAAUUAUCAAGAACAAGAAACCGUUCCUGAAUCAGGCUCAUAUAGAAGUACGCUUACUAGAGCUCAUGAAUAAACAUGAUGCAGAGAAUAAGUAUUAUAUAGUGAAACUCAAGAGACAUUUCAUGUUCAGGAACCAUCUGUGUUUGGUGUUUGAGCUGCUGUCCUACAAUCUCUAUGAUUUGUUACGGAACACAAACUUUAGGGGAGUGUCUUUAAAUUUGACCCGAAAGUUUGCCCAGCAGUUGUGCACAGCAUUACUAUUCCUGGCUACCCCGGAGCUGAAUAUAAUACACUGCGACUUAAAGCCAGAGAACAUUUUAUUGUGUAACCCAAAGAGAAGUGCGAUCAAAAUAGUGGAUUUUGGCAGCUCUUGUCGAUUAGGACAAAGGAUAUAUCAGUAUAUACAGAGUCGGUUUUACCGUUCUCCAGAGGUACUUUUAGGCAUUCCAUACGACCUGGCAAUUGACAUGUGGAGCCUUGGCUGUAUUCUGGUGGAAAUGCACACAGGGGAACCCUUAUUUGCUGGCUCAAAUGAGUUUGAUCAGAUGAUGAAAGUGGUGGAGGUUUUGGGUAUGCCUCCGAAGCACAUCUUGGAUCAAGCAACAAAAGCAAGACGGUAUUUCGAUCAGUUACCAGACGGAACAUACGUCUGUAAAAAACCAAAAGAUGGGAAAAAAUACAAGUCCCCAGGCUCAAGAAAAUUACAUGAUGUGAUUGGGGCAGAGAAUGGAGGCCCUGGAGGGAGAAGGGCAGGAGAGACUGGGCACACAGUCGCAGAUUAUCUCAAAUUUAAAGACUUGAUAUUGCGAAUGUUAGACUUUGAUCCAAAGACUCGCAUCACACCUUACUAUGCGUUGCAGCAUAACUUCUUCAAAAAGACGACAGAUGAGUCUACGAACACAUCCAACAGUACGUCUACAAGUCCUGCAAUGGAGCAGAAUAGUGUGUCCAGCCCCACAGUAAGUUCUCAGGGCAGUGGUCGCGCACGGUCCGACCCAACACACCAGCACCACUCGCAGCUCCAUGUGCACUCGCAUUCAGCUCACCAGGGGCAUGGAGUGCAGUACACGACUAUGGAGUGCGAGAGCCCAGGCUCCCAGCAGCAGCAGCAGCUGCCUCGCGGACAUCACCCUCUGCAGCAAGUUUAUCAGUGGAAUUCAGACGUACAGCAUGUGCAGGGCCGCCACAGUAAUGGCUCGCAUGGAACACACUCACAUUCCUCGCAUCAUCAUCGUCAACACCAUUCUCAGCAGUCACAACUUCAUCACUCGCCAUUGUCGUCAUCGUCACAGGUCACUUCCAGCCAUCUGGCUCAUACCAGCAUGCAUGGCAGCUCUCAGAGCCUGCCCCUGAGUGGUGGAACGCCUGGCUCUGAUCCCAGCCUUGCCUUCAUGACUCCUCAAGUCCAUAAUACGUCUGCGUCUUCCUCUGCAAUGUCAGUGGAAGUGGUGGGACCCCAGCCCCAUGUGAGUCUUGGCUCAACUCACUUACAUUCAAACAUGGACCCUCCCCAGCUGGCGGGCACUGUUAACAUGCAGCUGGCUGGCUAUCCAGCUGCUCAGUUUGGUCAAUAUCAGCACAACGCCUGGUCAGCACCAGGCUUUCCAUUCAGCUUAACCUCAAACAAUGCUAACUUAAGUCUCAGUGAGACGAGUAGUCAGCGCUCAAGAACAACUGCUGAGCGAGGGGACGACUCUCCUAUGGUCGGGGUCUGUGUACAGCAAAGCCCAGUUGCCAGUCAUUGACACAAACUGGCCAACUUUAGGAGAGAAGGCUUUCAAUUGGUGUCACUGUGAUGUAGAAAUGUGUGGUAAAUAUGCUGGCAGAUGCUGUGUAUUUGUUCUUGUGGUGUGUAGUCAAAAACAAACACAAGACACUGCACCCUGCAAUAAAUACCAAGAAGGGAGAAGCCAUGUGUGAUAUGCUAGUGCUCGAUACUGUUGUUGUAGCAAUCUAUCUGCGGUUGUUGAGGAUGGAUGUUGCUGCAGUUAGGCACUAGUCUAACUCAGGACUGGAUUGCAGAUGUGUGUCAAUUCUGUUGGAAGAUCAAGAGAAGAAAAGCCUUGUUCAAAUAAACGGGCAGACUCAAAGUCAUGAAUUAAAAAACACAUGAUCUCAUAAUUAUUCAAACAGAAUAUCCCGGUUUUGCAUGGAAGGGCUUGGUGUUAUGGUGGUGAAAUUAAUUUUAUUUCUGCCAAGCCAGCCUUUUCUGUAGACUAGCUGCUAAUCAUGAUUUACAAGUUUUCAAUGAUUGUGAGCAGGGCACUCCCCACUACAGAGGCAUUGGUUGCAGUUAUGACAAGCAAUUAUAAAAUUAGGAUAUAAAACGUUUAUGCUACAGUGUACUGAAUUGCCAAAAGGUGGGUCCUGGAUAUUCAUUAGGACUUAAUCUGUACAGGAACAUUUGAUCAUUGUAAAUAGACAUGACGGCUAUUUUGGCAAUCCUGUUCACUUGUCCGUGCGUGUAAGUUUGUGUACGGGGACCUUAUUGGCCUUCUCAUCUUGUGGACACACUCGGCUGGGCUGUCUAGAUGGUUACAUUUCCUACAGCAUGAUUCUUAUCUCAAAAAAGCUAGUCAGGACAGAGAGUGGGGCCCUUGCAGUAGCCUUCUGUGUCACAGCAGGAGUCUCCCAGAUCAGCAGCCCCAGAGGUGUACAUAGUGUAGAUACAAAGAGAUUUUAAUGUGUGCGUGUGAGUGUGUGUUCAAAAUGGGGACAUUAUCAAAUUCCAAGGCCACUGUAAUAUCAAGGUGGCAUGUGUUUAGCCGAUAUAUGAAGUGACUGCCAAACACCAUAGUAUACAUGUCUUGCAGUGUUUCUGACAGGCAUCACAAGUCUGGAGUAGCUGUGCAAGGUUUGUACAGGUCUGAACAGCAUGGUGUGGUUACAGAUGCUGUCUGGCAGAGAGAGGAAAGCGGCCACAGCUGGGCAGGUAAUGUCACCAUUGACUAAGGCGGAUCAGAACUGAAAGGACAAACUUUUAACUGUAUAAUACACAAGGAACAUGUUAUUGUCACUUAUUUAUUAAACUUGAAAAUGACCAAGAUUUUAGAUAAUGUUGUUGAACUAUGAAGAUAAGAUUUUUCUAAGAAGAUGUGUUAAAACACUAUUGCUGAAUGAUAAAUUCUUCCUGAGAGAACUUCGUAAAUUGAUUGCUACGAUUAUUAUUUCUGGACUGUCCAUUUUUUUUUUUUUUCAUUUUGAUGUAUUUGUCAGUUUUAUUAUUUAUCACACUUCAGUCUUAAUUUUCUGUUGGAGUAUACAUAUUUUAUAUAAACAGGUAUAAAGGAUGUACAUUUUAAGCAGUAAAAUUUUUAAUCCUGACAGUGUUUUAUUUUAAAGAUAAAUGUUUUAUCCUCUGUUUUUCUUGUGAUUUUCCGAUAGCCGGUUAUGAAGAAUUGCUUUGCUUUGAAAUUUUUACUGCUGCUGUGUGAGGGAAAGUUCUCUGUAAGGAAAGUUCUAUAUCUGUAUAUUAAUUUGUACUUCUAGCACAUUCAGGUAGAAUACUUUCCUUCAUUGUCUCAAAUGCAACAGCUUGUCAAUGUUUUGAUUAUAAUGCACCCUAUUGAAUAAGACUUGUGCGGAGAGCCUGUAGGUAGUGAGCAGGUUUAAUAUAACAUCAACUUUAUCAGCAGUCACUGUUUCUUUUUCGUGUUUGCUGCAUCAUGAUGAAUAUGGGAAGUGUGCUUCACCUUGAUGUAAGUUUAAGUCUACAGAAACUUUUAAAGUAGAAGUAACCAAUGUCCAACUAGAAGUCUGUAACUCUCGCUUAUGUCAGCUAUAAGCCGCAGUACACAAGUUAUAGCCUUCUCUCUCCAAACACAUACACAGCUAAAAAAAAAAAAAAACUUAUGCUGGACGGAAAGAGAGUCUACUGGCAUCCUUAAAAUGGAAGUUUGCCAUCAAAUUUCAGGUUGUGUUUAUUAUGCAUUGUGUAAUCAGUGUAUGCACAAGGUCUGGAAAACCUUGAAAUUCCUGGAAAUUUCAGUGACUUCACCAGGUCUGGAAACACCUUCAUAUUGAGAACCAAGGCGGUCUCAAAUACAGAACAUAUAUAUAAAAUUGUUUGAUGUACUACUUUGUACUAGUACUUGAAAGUUGAACUAUGGUAAUUUUACAUUGUUUUAAGCUUGUACAUGUAUAACUUUGGCACAUUUCUUCGAAGUCGCCUGGGAAAUUUGAAUUUUUCAAGGUGUGAUAUAUUUUCAGUAAGAUCUUGUGAAUGUCCACUGACAUCGUUCAACACACACAUCACCAGUUUGUGCCUGUUGGUGGUAAUGAAUAAACGGCUACAAACAAUACACACAUCACCAGUUUCUGCCGGUUUGUGAUGAUGAAUAAACGGCUACAAACAAUACACACAUCACCAGUUUCUGCCGGUUUGUGGUGAUGUAUAAAUGGCUACAAACAACACACACAUCGCCAGUUUGUGCCUGUUGGUGGUAAUGAAUAAACGGCUACAAACAAUACACACAUCACCAGUUUCUGCCGGUUGGUGGUAAUGAAUAAACGGCUACAAACAACACACACAUCACCAGUUUCUGCCGGUUUGUGGUGAUGAAUAAACGGCUACAAACAACACACACAUCACCAGUUUCUGCCGGUUUGUGGUGAUGAAUAAACGGCUACAAACAAUACACACAUCACCAGUUUGUGCCUGUUGGUGGUAAUGAAUAAACGGCUACAAACAAUACAAACAUCACCAGUUUCUGCCGGUUUGUGAUGAUGAAUAAAGGGCUACAAACAACACACACAUCACCAGUUUCUGCCGGUUUGUGAUGAUGAAUAAGUGGCUACAAACAACACACACAUCACCAGUUUCUGCCGGUUUGUGGUGAUGUAUAAACGGCAACAAAAUGCACACGUCACCAGUUUGUGUGCCUGUGGUGAUGGAAGAGCGGCUACAAACAAUCCACACAUCACCAGUUUCUGCCGGUUUUGUGAUUGUAUCACAAUACAGUAGUCCCUGCAAGGAUUCAGUGUUGUGUGGCUGACCUAAUGGAAAUUCUAACACUUGCAGAAAUCAGCAUUAGUGGGGAGUUCAUGAAGAAUUGACAGACAAUAGCUAGGCUUCCUUAGCAGUAUCUCACACAGCAGCACCUCUAUUACUAGUCUCUUAACCAUCAUUCAGCAAUAUUGUCAAGUUGUAGAUAAUUGUACAGAGCAGUGAAAAUUGUCAAAGGCUGAUUUUGAGGGGAAUGCUGUUAUUAAAACAAAGCAAUGAUAGAUUAUAUUGCCUUUUUUUUUUUUCAU
This is a messenger RNA of Liolophura sinensis, 6911 nucleotides long. RefSeq names its product dual specificity tyrosine-phosphorylation-regulated kinase 1A-like. The coding region runs from base 1070 to 3403 and encodes 777 amino acids. Lineage: Eukaryota; Metazoa; Mollusca; Polyplacophora; Chitonida; Chitonidae. Gene Ontology annotation, molecular function: ATP binding; protein serine/threonine kinase activity; protein serine/threonine/tyrosine kinase activity. The record is from RefSeq and is a predicted model, not a curated record. The transcript has 9 exons. Gene Ontology annotation, biological process: protein autophosphorylation; peptidyl-serine phosphorylation; peptidyl-threonine phosphorylation.